This is a messenger RNA of Aricia agestis (brown argus), 1625 nucleotides long. RefSeq names its product UDP-glycosyltransferase UGT5-like. The coding region runs from base 47 to 1606 and encodes 519 amino acids. The record is from RefSeq and is a predicted model, not a curated record. NCBI's taxonomy places the organism in Eukaryota, Metazoa, Arthropoda, Insecta, Lepidoptera, Lycaenidae. Gene Ontology annotation, molecular function: UDP-glycosyltransferase activity. The transcript is spliced from 4 exons.
CGUGCAGGACGUCGAACAGUUUAAUUGAAAACAAUAAUAUAUUAUUAUGUUAUCGAGAGUUCUGUGUUUGUUAAUAGUGGUAUAUUAUGCUAAAGUGGACUCAGCGAAUAUUCUAGCCCUGUACCCGGUGCCGUCAAUAAGUCAUCAAGUGGUGUUCCGAAGAGUCACCUUAGAAUUAGUGAGGCAAGGUCACAAUGUCACCGUCGUAACACCGGACCCUGCGUUUCCAAAUAAAAAUGGUCCGGACAACUUAAAUGAAAUAGAUCUGCACGAUAUAUCGUACGCUACUAUACGUCGAGAAAUGGAAACUAUAGACAAGAAGGAUCUGAACAAAAUCGUAUCUGACCCCAAGUUUUUUUCUCGUUUCACUCAACGAGUGUUUGAGACUCAGAUGCAACUAAAGGAAGUCCAAGAUGUUAUACGAGAUAAUAACACUAAAUAUGAUUUAAUUUUAAUGGAGGAAAUUAUGCGACCGUACCUUGCUGUAUCGUAUUUUAUAAAAGCUCCAGUUAUCCUCUUCAGUUCAUUCGGUGGUAUGUCUGCAACGUUUGAAGCUUUUGGAAUGCAGACUCAUCCUGUUUUGUAUCCAAUUCAGUUCGACUUGAGAGUAUACAAUUUGUCUCUGUUGGAAAAAAUAGAAAAGUAUCGCAAUUAUUACAACAUGCUGUAUCAACAAUCGAUAAUAUUGAAGGAAGAGCACCAGUUACUGCAAAAAUUCUUUGGUCCAGAUAUUCCCGAGAUUAGUGAGUUGUAUAAAAACGUGCAUAUGCUAUUUCUUAAUAAUCACCCAGUUUGGGUAGAUAAUCAACCUGUUCCACCAAAUGUCAUUUAUUUAGGAGGACUGCAUCAGUUGCCCAGCAAAGAAUUACCUCAGGACCUUAAGACAUACCUCGACUCAUCCAAACAUGGUGUUAUCUAUGUUAGUUUUGGAACAAAUGCAUUGUCAAAUAUGCUUGAAUCAAACAAGAUACAAAUGAUAGCAAAAGUUUUGGGACAGUUGCCUUACGAUGUUUUGUGGAAGUGGGACCAAGAUACACUUCCUGGCCAAACGAAGAACAUAAGGUUGUCAAAAUGGUUGCCACAAGCUGAUCUCUUAAAACAUCCAAAAAUCAAACUGUUCAUAACUCAAGCUGGUCUUCAGUCAACUGAUGAAGCGAUAACCGCAGGAGUGCCGCUACUUGCUUUCCCGGUACUCGGUGACCAGUGGUACAAUGCGGAGAAAUACGAGCGACAUGGAAUUGGAAAGAAGUACUUGUUUGAGGAAAUUAAUGAGGAGAUUGUAAAUAAUGCAGUCGAAGAGAUAAUAGAAAACAAAAGGUACCGGGAAAACAUUCUAAGACUCCAGAAGAUAAUGAAUGACCAACCUUUAAAGCCUCUGGAACGAGCUAUAUUCUGGAUAGAUCAUAUUAUUCGAAACAAAGGUGGCAAACAUUUAAUUCCAGCUGCAGCGAACAAAACAUGGGCGCAGUAUUAUGAAUUUGAUCUCGUUUUACUACUUUUGUUAACCGUCUCCGUAUCUUUAGCUUCGUCAAGUUAUCUUCUAUACGCUUUGUACAAAAAUAUAACUAAACAUUUUAGAGCUAGUCGAAAACUUAAACGAACAUAACUAAUUGAUAAUUAGUGUA